Penicillium nucicola is the source of this 1611-nucleotide messenger RNA. RefSeq names its product Zn(II)2Cys6 transcription factor domain-containing protein. Gene Ontology annotation, molecular function: DNA-binding transcription factor activity, RNA polymerase II-specific; zinc ion binding; transcription cis-regulatory region binding. Gene Ontology annotation, biological process: positive regulation of transcription by RNA polymerase II. The coding region runs from base 1 to 1611 and encodes 536 amino acids. Lineage: Eukaryota; Fungi; Ascomycota; Eurotiomycetes; Eurotiales; Aspergillaceae. Gene Ontology annotation, cellular component: nucleus. The transcript is spliced from 9 exons. The record is from RefSeq and is a predicted model, not a curated record.
AUGAGGGGAUGCCUCACAUGUCGUCUGCGCCAUCUGAAAUGUGAUAAAUCCGGUUUGAAAUGUCUCCGCUGCCAACGAUCUGGCCGCGAAUGUGUGCCGGCUCCCGGCAAGUCGGAAGAAGUGUCAUUUCGACAUGGUCAAAAUCCUUCGUUAAGAGGAAAAGGACCCCCAAGAUAUGGCGAGAGUGACCUUGCCUUUCCGGAGGAUCAGAUAUGGGUUGAGACUUGCUCGGAGUUCGACUUCAAGGAUGAAACAGAUCAGACCGCGGCUGAAUACUAUGUUAUACCUGUAGCAAGGCAACUAUCAGCAUCACGAUCACCAUCUGAAGCUCGUUCAACGCCUUCAUCAGCGAUGGAUUCAUCUAUGGCAACCCCAAACCUGGUUAUUCCUUACUCACGACUUGGCUCGCGGUCCAACUCCGCAACCUCGCAUUCAUCGACUCCGACACCUGUCAACCGCCCCAAACUGACUGAUAUCAACGAGGCGUAUCUUUUGCGCCAUUUCCAAAAGCACCUCGCACCAUGGCUUGACGCAUGCGACCCUCGUCGACACUUUUCAACCGAUGUAGUCGAACGAGCGACCACAUCUCCUCUACUUCUAUAUGCAUGUCUUGCAGUAUCAGCCUGCCACCUAUCCCGAACAACAAGCAAUUUCCCAACGGACCUCGAAGACAUGUAUCAUGAACGCUGCAUCUCCAUCAUGCUCCCAGUCCUCGACAAACAGGAAUUCGAGAUUGGCAUCGACAUUCUCAUUUCAUCAACAGUAAUGCUCCGAUUCUUCGAACAAGUCUCCUCCUGCAACCCAUCAAACGACUAUCAACGCCACCUCCUAGCCGGCUCCGUCUACAUAAGCUCACACGUCGACUGCGCCAUAUCUGGCGGCCUAGCGACAGCCUCCUUCUGGCUCUUCGUGAUCCAAGACAUCCAAUUUGCACUUACGUACCAAAAAUGCCUCCGGCUAACCUUCGCCCCGUUCGACGAUGUUCUCCGCCGAUGGUGGGUCACCAAGCCCGUCCUGAGCGACGGCGAUUGGACCAACCGCGCGAUCUGGUUGUUGGCCGAGACGGUGGAUUUCUGCUGGAAUGUCUCGGGCCGAAACUACGGGGGCCGACUUGGCUCCGUGGGGGAACAGGCGCUUCGGCAGAGAAUUCUCGAGUGGGAACUUAGCAGGCCGGAGUCUUUCGCGCCUUUGCAUGUUACGCCGCCGGAUCGUGCUAGGGGGAAGCCGUUUCCUGUGGCGUGGUUUACCAGUUCUUGGCAUGCAACUGCUAUACAGCAUGUCUGCCUUGCCAAGGCAUUAAUGUUCAUUCGUGAACUGGAGACCUGGAGUCCCAAAAUGAGACAUCUGGAACAACCCGUCAAAUUAAAGCAUGACCUCAUAGAAAACCUCUACUUCAUUUUCGGAAUCGCCCUUUCCGCCGACGAUGAUCCUCCCCUACGAAUCACAGCCUCCCACGUCCUGCGUGGCUUCCACGACAUAGGCGGUUCAUGGAUCGACGACCCCCUCGCCCAAAAUCUAAUCUUCGACCUUCUCCAACGCAUAGAGAGGGAAAAUGGCUGGCCGUUAGCCCACGUACGAGAAAAGGCCGUUGAAUUCUGGCGCCCGAUAUAA